This is a messenger RNA of Dovyalis caffra, 690 nucleotides long. Lineage: Eukaryota; Viridiplantae; Streptophyta; Magnoliopsida; Malpighiales; Salicaceae. The record is from the annotation of a GenBank genome assembly.
AUGUCGGCCACUUCAAACAAAAGUAAAAGGAAACUAAUCAGCUCUCCCCGUCUGCGACACAGAUUCUACGUCCUUUCUCUUGGGGGGUGGGGGAGAUUAAAAAAAGCUUUACUGGCUUGCCAAAUGGAUAAAAAGGAAGAAAUUGCACUUGACCGGAUGAGAAAAUCAGUUCAAAAGCUUGGUGGUUCUACUGAGGUAUAUGCCUUCCCCACGACAUGCACCACGAUAUCCAUUAGAAGUAGGUAUGGGGACCUAACAUUGACAAGGUUCUUGAAGGCAAGAAAAAUGGACCCAGAAAAGGCAGCAAAAAUGUUUGUGCAGUGGCAGACAUGGAGGGCUAGUUUUGUUCCAAAUGGGUUUAUUCUUGAAUCUCAAAUUCCUGAUGAGUUGGAAGCAAGAAAGACCUAUUUGCAAGGUUUAUCAAAAGAUGGUUAUCCUGCUUACUAUCCUGAGCGUUUAGCAAAGUUGUAUUUGCUAUAUAUGCCACGGUUCUUUCAAAGUGUUUGGAAGAUGGUUUGCCUCUACCUUGACAAAGGAGUAAGAGAAAAGGUUGAAAUAGUGAAGAACAAUGAAAAAGCAAGAAACGAGUUUGUGGAGAAAAUUGGUGAGGAGGUCUUACCCAAAGAGUUUGGUGGUCAAGCACAACUUGUAGCUCUGCAAGAUGUCAUGGUGCCCCAGUUGAAUUGUUGA